Molecule: messenger RNA, 8482 nt
Organism: Cuculus canorus (common cuckoo)
Lineage: Eukaryota; Metazoa; Chordata; Aves; Cuculiformes; Cuculidae
Gene: USP46
Product: ubiquitin specific peptidase 46
Exons: 9
Coding region: 105-1205 (366 amino acids)
Biological process (GO): protein deubiquitination
Cellular component (GO): cytosol; nucleus
Molecular function (GO): cysteine-type endopeptidase activity; cysteine-type deubiquitinase activity
Source: RefSeq, a predicted model, not a curated record
GGAGCCGCCGCCCCCUCUCCCUUCCUGCGCUCCUUCCCACCAUGAGCAGGGCUGAUUUCACCUUAUAAAGAUGGCGGUGUGGGAUCGCUGCAACCUUUAGACUAAUGACUGUCAGAAACAUCGCCUCCAUCUGUAAUAUGGGCACCAAUGCCUCUGCUCUGGAAAAAGACAUUGGCCCAGAGCAGUUUCCAAUCAAUGAACACUAUUUUGGAUUGGUCAAUUUUGGGAACACCUGCUACUGUAACUCCGUGCUUCAGGCAUUGUAUUUUUGCCGGCCGUUUCGGGAAAAUGUAUUAUCAUACAAGGCCCAACAGAAAAAGAAGGAAAAUCUCUUGACCUGCCUGGCAGAUCUUUUCCACAGUAUUGCUACCCAGAAAAAGAAAGUUGGAGUUAUUCCACCAAAGAAGUUCAUAUCAAGGUUACGAAAAGAGAACGAUCUCUUUGAUAACUAUAUGCAGCAGGAUGCACAUGAGUUUUUAAAUUACCUGCUCAACACCAUCGCAGACAUUUUGCAGGAGGAGAAGAAACAGGAAAAGCAAAAUGGGAAGCUGAAAAAUGGCAACAUGAAUGAAGCUGAAGAGAACAAUAAGCAAGAACUCACCUGGGUGCAUGAGAUUUUUCAGGGAACACUGACUAACGAAACUAGAUGUUUGAACUGUGAAACCGUUAGUAGCAAAGAUGAAGAUUUCCUUGACCUUUCUGUUGAUGUGGAGCAGAACACAUCAAUUACACACUGUCUAAGAGACUUCAGUAACACAGAGACAUUAUGUAGUGAACAGAAAUACUACUGUGAAACUUGCUGCAGUAAACAAGAGGCACAGAAAAGGAUGAGAGUGAAAAAACUGCCCAUGAUUCUUGCCUUACACCUCAAGAGAUUCAAGUAUAUGGAGCAAUUGCACAGGUAUACUAAGCUGUCUUAUCGUGUAGUAUUUCCUCUGGAGUUACGUCUCUUCAAUACAUCAGGCGAUGCUGUCAACUUAGAUCGGAUGUACGACUUGGUAGCUGUUGUUGUUCACUGUGGAAGUGGACCGAAUCGGGGGCAUUACAUUACUAUUGUGAAAAGUCAUGGAUUUUGGCUCUUGUUUGAUGAUGACAUUGUAGAGAAAAUAGAUGCUCAAGCCAUUGAAGAAUUCUAUGGUCUGACCUCUGAUAUAUCAAAAAAUUCAGAAUCUGGCUAUAUUUUAUUCUAUCAGUCAAGAGAGUGACUUGGCAAACGGUGACAAUUGCGCACAAAGAUGCUGCACGCAAAAGAAGGUGAUGGCCCUCCUUAACUGACUUUGACAUAGACCACAUCUUGUAUGGUUGAACAAUAGUACACUCUGUCUCCUGUUAAAUGGUCUAUGUGAUAUUGACUAUAACAGUCCAUUUUUGACACACAGAACUUUGUUUUGGAGAGGGGGGUUGUUUGUAGGUUUUAAGUCUGAUUGAAGAGUUAAUUGUAGUCAGAUCUUAGUGGCAUUUUUAUGGACUAACAUUUACAGAUAAUAAGAUUUGGAUGUCAAUUGUUAAACCCGAUCCAGCUCGAGUAGUAUUUUGUAUGGAAGUGUUCAGUGCACUUACGGCAAAAUUGUUUUAAACUUUCUAAAUGGCUUUGGGGUGUGUUGAUUUACAAAGCAUUCCUUCAAACGCAUCUUGACAAAUACUUAACCACUUUAAGUGUACGGAUAAAAAUAUGCUUGAUGAUGAUUGGAAUUGUAGUUGUUUAGGGGAUUUUUUUACGUGUUACUCUCUGCAGCAAAAAAAGUUAUUCUUCCAAAAUCAUUUAAGCUUUGGGUUGUUAUAAACUUUCAGUGCAUAACCUCAGGCCUAAAAUCCACGUAGAUGGAUUUAAGUUACAGUAGAAUUAAGUAACUCUUUCUGUCUGUCCAAUCACUUUGUUUAUCAUGAUGAGGUAAGUUUUCAGAUGAGGUACAGAUGAGAUGAGAAUUCAGAAUUCACAGAGGACUGGAAUAAAGGGAGUGAGAUAACACAUAUUAUGCAGAGAUAAAUUACAUUUAUAGAGAUUGAACUUAUCUUCCUAUUAAAAUGAUAUCAUAGGUUGUUUACUUAAUUGAAUUUGCAGUAAAUUGCUUACGUUUAACGUAUCCAUCAGGACUGAAAUUACACAGUUCAUUUAAAAUAAGUGUUGUUCAUAAAAUGCAUAAGACACGGCUUGAUCCAGCAAUUUUCUGAAUAUCUUUAAGUUCUAUUUUUAUUUCUCAAGACAGAGUCCAUUUCUUAGCAGCAUAACACAAUACAUAACAACCAUUAUUUUACACACACUAUCAUGUAUGUAUCAUCUCUUAACAUUUUGUCCACAUUUGAGAGUACUUGGGUGAUCACAGAAACAAGGCUCUAAAGUGUCUGAUUUGAAGAACAUCAGAAGUCUUAGUGCAAAAGGCUUUGUUUGUGAUUUUACUGGAUGACUUUGGCUGGUAUUAGUCAUGUACUGGCUAAGGUUGCUGAACUCGCACACUGGAAUUUGGCAAAGAAUGAAUGUGGAAGAAAGUAACAACAGGUUAUGAGAAGGGUUUGAUAGCAGGCUGAGGCGGUGGUAACACUGGGUAACUACCUUGCUUAGUUUGACACUUUCACUCCAUUAUGCAAUUCAUGAACUUCAGUAGCCAAAUUCCUAUUCCAGUGAAGUCAACAGCAAAACCACUCUAGUCUUCACAGGGACUGACAGUUGAUUCUAGUAUUUACAAGGAAAUAUUCUCAUCUCAUAAAAUUUAAUUCUACCUGUUUAUUUCGUUCACUCUCAUUAAGUAUUUAUUAAAUAAUGUUGCCUUUGGCUCUUCUUUUCUUCAAGAAGCCUGCCUGCCACUUUAUGGCCAACACUCCAUUUCGAGAAAUGACUUUUGAAGUGCAGCUAAAUCUUAUAUUUUAGUGUUCUGUAGGAAAGAGAAUAACUUCCUUUUCAUUGUAAUCUACUGUGAAUGUGAAAUAUCUUUUGUUAAAUAACGGUGAAAAUGAAGUACUGGCUUCUACUGCAACAUAAAUGAAGUUCAGUUGGAUUUAUCAAGGGCCAUCUUGUAAACUAAGGAAAUUCAGCACUUUACACUGAAUGAGAAACAGAAGUGGGCUUUUAAUCUAACCUUAUUUGUUAUUUAUCAUGUUAUUAUACCAAUACAAGAAAACAGAUGUAGAAUGUAACCUUAGAGUACUUACUUAGGGGAAUAAUAGCAGUGGUCUACAGAGAUCACUCACAUGAAUGAGGGCUGGUAUGCAGGUGCAAGACCAGCACAAUUGGGAUGCAGAUGUAGUUCUUUUAUCGAUAUUAGAAUGAAAUGUGCUGUCUCUAACAUAGUAGAGAGAAAUCUUGCAGGAUACUUCAACUCUCACUGAGGCUCAGGAGCUUUUCCACUGAAAAGCUAAACCUACAAAUCCCUCUUUAAUGUGUUUAUUUACAAGCAUUCAGAAUUUCCACAUUAAAACAUAGCAGUCACUUGCCUCUUAAAAUGGGUAAAGUUUCUUUGUUGUGAAUGAAGGCGCCUUGUAGAUCAGUGCUAGCCAGUGCUGAUCCAAAGGUCUGUAUGUCACAGUUUACUGUUGAACAUCAUUAGGACAUCCUUCAAUUUUAAAACAAGCAACAAAAAAGAUAUUCUUAAGGUAUCAUUUGAAUAUUUAUGGCUCAAGUUUAUAUGAAAAGUAAUUUUUUCAUAAAAAUAAUUUUUAAAUCAGUCAAUUUUAGGAAAUGUUUUCCAUAUUUCAAUUGACUUAUGUGAAAAUUGAUUUUUAUAAUGGUAAUAAUAUGAAUUAAUAUUUAAAUGCUAAAAUACUAGAUAAUAAUCUUUGGUUUUCUCCAGCUGCAAGACAGCUCUAGGUUGUAAAAACCAGAUAAUCGCAGUAUGUCACUGAGAGCAAAAUUACUAGAAUAAGCCUUCUCACAGAAUAUGAAAAACCACUUUAUAUUCAUGCUAGCCCAUGAAAGAUCACAGCACUGGAAUCACAACAGUCCACAUCAGUGGUCUGACUUCAGCUCUGAAAAAUUGUGGAAUGUUCACAUUAUGCUAACACCAGCUAAACUAACGAGUGUUUUCUUUUGAUUUAAAAAAAAAUUAUUUAUAGUCACAAUUCUACAGAUUCUAUCUAGUCUGCAGUGUGCUGCAUGUCUUAACUUAGGUCCAGCAAAAGCAGUCCAUCGUGGCUGUAUGAAAAGUGCCAGUCUAGACAGCAGAACUUCUUUUCUGUGUCAAAUUAAGCCCAUUUACAUAGGUUUUGCAGGAUUGGGUCCUCACAGGAACAAUCAUAUGAGGUAGAGUAUUUUUGUUGAUUAAAUAAAACAUAAUCCUUUUUCUCUUAUGCUUAUGUACAGAUUUCCAGUCCCUUAUGAAAGAAUGGAAAAAUAUCUAGGACAAUAAAAGCUUUUCAGCCAGCAGCUAGAAAACUAAAUUGUAGCAUAGAUGUCGUAGUACUCUGUGUUUCCCUAAAAUGACUAUUUUUAUGGUGUUGGAUUCUGAGUACAUUAGGUCUAAUGACAUAUGAAGUUUUCUACUUGUUUCAUGCAUGUCUCGCCGAGAUGUGCUGUCCAUUUAUGAAUCUUAUUGGUAUGUUCUUACUUAGAAAAAAGAACAUUUUGGUACUGUACUGGUUUUCCCAAUGAAGCACUGCAUUGCUGAUGAAUUAGUUAUCUCAGAGGAUGAGCUCAGGCCUCAACUUCUAUGUUUCACAGAACAGACUGUCAGGAUUUUAUGUAAUUUCUAUUUUUAGGACAUAGCAGAGGGAAGCAGAAGAGGGAAGUGAUGGAGAAACCAUACCAGUGAAGCAAACAUCUUGUUGAAAUUAAGUCCCAAAAUUACUCCUGUUGAUUUUAUUUUAAUAAUUUACAGUUACCUCAGAGCAGCAGUUUACGUCUUAGAAGUCUUGUUACCUUAGCAGCUGGAGGAAAGAAAAUAAAGCAGUAGGUGUUUCCUUUGUAUUAGGUUUAAUAAAGAUGUUAAAGAACUAUCUAAGCUGAAACUGAAAUUCACAUUACAUGAUGGGCCCUAAAGUGCUACCACAGCCUGCCUCUUAUCUUCAGAUAUUAUAUUUAAUUCACUCAUCUGUUACAGCAUCAUGUAGCUGCAACCUGAGCUGAUAACUUGUAGCUACCAGUGAUUCGAGGCCUCUCAGUGGCAGACCCUUCCUGUUUUGUUCUCUUUUCUAUGCUGCUUGUGGCUGACAAUUGUGAGCAGAAUUGUACAGCUGAAUGUGUACUAGAAAUUUUAAGAAGUUUUGGCUGUGUACCUGUUCUUUGCUAGUACCUUUUAUCAGUGUUUGUUUUAAUUUAUUUCUCUUUUUUGGUCUGUUACUGUAUUUGUAUAAAACUUAUGUAGUUAAUAUUAUUAGUUUUCUGUUUUAAUCUUCAUGUACUUUGAUUUUUAAAAAUUUAAUCAACCCAAGCACUUUAAGCAACAAUGUCAAUCUCGUGAAAUUCCAAUCAGCUUAACAUUUUGCCUUUGUAUUUUUGCUUUUGCAGCUGUUUGCUUGUGAUCCAAUGUCUCCAGUUACAACCUAGUUUCCAUUUUUAGGCUUGUUGUCCUAGUUGGGUUGUAAAUUUGAGAAGCCCAAAUUUCUUCAUACAUAUUUCUUCAUACCUAACAAGGAUGCAGUAUUUAUUAUGUGUCUGCCACACAUAGCAGUAUGUACCUGACGAAUUGCACUCACAGUGUGUAUUUCGCAGCCUUUUUUGUUACUCUGGCCUGUCUGAGAAUGACUGUAAGACUUUAAUCUCUGGCACAGUUAUCAAUUACUAUAAUUGAUACUAUAAUUACUAUAACCACUUCACACAGGAGAAUUGUCUUUACCAAACACAGCUGUCAAUCAGCUGAUGAUGCAGGUAUUGCUCUCUUUGCCAUUUUAUCCUUGCUCUAUACAGUCUCAGGUGUGAAUAAUCUUAAGAGCUGCAUUUAUUCUCAGCCUUUGUGUAAGUGCUAGGAACAAUUUCUAACAAUUUCUAAUUGCUAAGAGCAAUUUUUUUGCAUUAUCCUCACUCCACUUAGACUCAUAUAAAGGGAAGAGAUAAUGAAGUAGUAUAAAUGCUGGUGUGAAAAACCCCACAUCAUCUAUCAAAGACUCUGGAUGUUUCUUAGAAGACAGCAUCUGUGGUAUCCAUAUCAGCAAGUCACUGACUUCCUGUGUGGUUAAUGCAAGGGUUAUUCUUUUUUUGUUAGGCAUCAUAUUCUAUGUGAUCAAUGAAAAGACCAAGGCUUUUUCAUGUUGCAUCACUUCUGUUACUGAGGUGUUUCGUCUCAAUUUACAUGGCACUUAAUAUUUAAGUAGCCCUUGGGAAGCUUAGAUAGACACCCUUUUGAUUUAUUUCCAGUUAACUGGCAUUAAUUCAAAGAGAUUGCUUGAACCUGUCCAAAAGACUUAUUCAGAUUAACUCUCUCCUUUUUGCACACAAGGUCAAAUAACACCUAUCAUGAGGUAUGUGCCCACCUGAUGGGACCACCUGGGCUAAGCACAUGCCUCUUUACACACUAAUGAUUCUUUAUGCCCUAGUAGGUUUGCUUGCCUGAAUGAUUUAAUAUGAAACUGUACAUAUUUUCUUUUAUUCAUGAUCUCAGAGUUGCUAUAAUUCUUUAAUAAUUUUGCUUCAUUUGGUUAUAAAAACUGGGACUAUUUCACAAUGUAAAACUUGUGUGCACCAGUCACAGUGGUCAAUUUAAUAGCCUAAUGCUUCUAAUGAAGGCUAGUGCAGAUGGCAACUUCACUAUAUGGAAGAAUAUUAAAGAGUAAGGGACUUUUCUGAUAGCAUGGUAGGUCUGUAGGGAGAGCUGGACUGGCAUGCAGCUUUCUAACCUUCAGUUUAUACCCUGCUGAAGUUGGUGCUCCAUCCUCUAGAUAUUCCUAACCCUUCUCCUGGGGAUUCCAAAGUGGCAAGAGCAAACCCUUUGCAAAGACACCUUGAAGUUCACCAAAACAUCUUGCUUACCACAGUAGAUAAUGAAUAUUUGCAACCACUCUCUCCUUGCUCCCCAAAACCUGAUGAAUAGGUAGGUUUACAUUCCUUAACAAGACUGAAUUUAAACAUCAGCUUUGUAUUUACAGUGGUGUUCAUAUUCACAAAUGUCCCAAGACAAAUUGUGUUCACACACUAAAUAGUUUCCUACUCCUCUCUCAGCUCUCAUUCUAACAGCCAGAGCAACAUCAAGACAGCCGUGCUACAAGUUCAAGUGUUUCUCCUGGAGACAGUUUUCUGGCUUCUGUGGCUUUUGUUAAAGAACAUCUAACAAACUCCAUAUCUUAUCCAUGACUUUUUAGGAGUAAAGUCACUGUAUGCUCUAUGAAUAUGAGUGUAGGGUAGGGGCAAGAAGAAAGAGAAGAGGAAAAAAUAUGGCAAGGGCUGUUUUUUUGGAGGCUUUGAAUAUGUAUAUUUGUUUGUAAAUAUAUAGACCCUCUCUACCUUGUUAAAACGAUGCAAUCAUAAUAAAACUACUUAAAUAUUUUGUGCUAGUUUUUUAAAUUGAGUAGGAGGUAGUAAAAUUAUUAGGCACACAAUUGGGGACACAUAAAAAUACUAAAUUUCUAGUAAAGCAUUUAAUACAUGGUGUAUGUGUACAGUUGAAUAUCUGCUCUUUUUAAUCAUGUACAUGUAAUUAAACCCUGCACUACCUGCAGAACUGUAAGAUAAAUCUCAUGUUGGUUAUUAAGGUUGUAACAUAAGAAAACAGUAUUUUCUCCUGUUAACAUGUUUAUAUUUUACAUAAAAUAAACUCACUAGCUGAUCUUGCUUCCAUUUAACUUGCUUCGAAUUCAGCUGGAGCCAGACUAAGGCUGAAUAUUGAUGUUGGUUGUUACACAUCAUGCUUUGGAAUAACAGGUAUCUGUAUUCUUACAGAUGGCAAGUCUGCUGAUGCUUACUUUUUAUUUCAUUUAAUGGAGUCAUUGCAUUUUAAGUGGCUUCAGAAAAUAUUUCACCACAUGGGCUAACUGCCUCUAAAAUGUCUUAAGGGAACAAAUUUUGCAUGCGAUUCAUGAGUCAUUUUGGUGGUGUAUAUACAAUUGUGUGACUGAGGUGUACUUGCUUAAAGCACAUCGCUGACCUUGCCAAUGUUACUGAGAACAGCUAAAACUGAACAGAAUAAAAAGCAGCGAGAAUUGAACUGCAUUUUGCACCAAGGAACAGCAAUCCCAAGCUGGGAUUUAGCCUGGGAUUUUACCUGUGACAACCAGACUGGGAAAGGGUUUUGUUAAUGAGGACUAAAAUUCUGUCAGAGAAUUGAAAGGUUCCUGCAGCCUGCUCACUUUCCUGAAGUUAUUCACUAGCAAACACAAUUUACUUUCUUAAAAGUUAAGUAAAUAAAAGCCUGGAGUUUCUUGUUGUUAUCUAAAUGGAUUCUUGUUAUUCCUUCAGAAUUGUUCAGAGAACUAAAAUCAAACAUAGCUGUCAAACAGCAUGUUAAAUUUAUAGCUAACAUGCUAUAGGAUUUAUGGCACAUCAGACUGUAAAAGGCAUAGCUUGAAAACCACUUAAUUUCUUACAGUACAGAUUUCCAUUCAAACAAAAAACCUUGAAACA